Oryza sativa Japonica Group (Japanese rice) is the source of this 770-nucleotide messenger RNA. NCBI's taxonomy places the organism in Eukaryota, Viridiplantae, Streptophyta, Magnoliopsida, Poales, Poaceae. The record is from RefSeq and is a predicted model, not a curated record.
CUCGCCUUCCUCUCCUCAUCGAAACACCAGUAGUUCCCACCACCACCGCGGCGACUGCUCCGGCGAUCUCUCCGGCGAGUGACCAGGCGAACAAGGGCGCCGUUUCCGUCGAUUCAGGUAGAGGAGAUGAGUUCCGCGGGCGGCGGCGGCGGGAGGGGGAAGUCGAAGGGCUCCAAGUCGGUGUCGCGGUCGUCCAAGGCCGGCCUCCAGUUCCCCGUCGGCCGCAUCGCCAGGUACCUCAAGGCCGGCAAGUACGCCGAGCGCGUCGGCGCCGGCGCCCCCGUCUACCUCUCCGCCGUCCUCGAGUACCUCGCCGCCGAGGUGCUGGAGCUGGCGGGGAACGCGGCGAGGGACAACAAGAAGAACCGGAUCGUGCCGAGGCACAUCCAGCUGGCGGUGCGCAACGACGAGGAGCUGAGCAGGCUGCUCGGCGCCGUCACCAUCGCCGCCGGCGGCGUGCUGCCCAACAUCCACCAGACGCUGCUCCCCAAGAAGGGCGGCAAGGACAAGGCCGACAUCGGAUCCGCCUCCCAGGAGUUCUAGGAUCCCCUCUUGGGUCCGCUACUCGGAAUCAAGAACCUUGUUGCUCCCUGUUCUUUGAUCCGAUUCUUUUCCCCCUCCCAUCUUAGUAAUAUCCAUCCUUUGUAGGUUGUUAGGUUAGGUUUUGAUGAACGGUUGGAUGAUGGUGUGAUGGGUUUGGUGCUUGAGAAAUCUUGUUGGAAUGGAAUGGAAUAUAUGAAUGAAUGCUCGUUUCUACGCCCUGAUAGCUA